Molecule: messenger RNA, 1662 nt
Organism: Rhagoletis zephyria (snowberry fruit fly)
Lineage: Eukaryota; Metazoa; Arthropoda; Insecta; Diptera; Tephritidae
Product: putative ankyrin repeat protein RF_0381
Biological process (GO): innate immune response
Cellular component (GO): cytoplasm
Molecular function (GO): protein binding
Source: RefSeq, a predicted model, not a curated record
AUGACAACAAAAGCACAACAAGUUACAGAAGUAUCACAGGUCAUAGAAAAGCAGCAGGUUGUAACAGAAGGAACACAGAUUACAGAAAAGCAGCAGACUACAGAAGGACAGCAGGUAACAACAAAAAUGCAACAGGUUACUGAGAGACAGCAGGUUACAACAGAAGCGCCGCAGGUUACAGAAAGGCAACAGACUACAGAACUAAAUGAGUGCAAAACAUCACAAGAAAUUACUAAUCAAAAUAGCCAAAAGUUGAGCUUAGAGCUAAUUAUAGCUGUAAAAGAAUCCAACCUUGAUAAGGUUAAAGAGUAUAUUAAUAAGGGUGCUGAUGUAAAUACUAGAGAUUAUUAUCACUGGCAUGAAAACACGAUUCUUCAUUGGGCUGCUAAAAAAGGUUUUGUGGGUAUAGCAAAGUUUUUAUUAGAUAAAUGUGCUAAUGUGAAUUUUAGGAACACAUUCGAUGAUACUCCUUUACAUCUUGCUGCUGAAAAUGGUCAUUUAGAUAUAGUUAAAUCUCUUGUAGAAAAAGGAGCUAAUGUUAAUGCUAAACGCAGACAUGGCUUGACUCCUUUACACUUUGCUGCUAAAAAUGAUCACUUAGAUGUAGUUAAAUACUUAGUUGAUGAGAAAGGUGCUGAUUUUAAGGUUAAGGACAAUGAUGGCUGGACUCCUUUACACUUUGCUGCUAAAAAUGAUCACUUAGAUGUAGUUAAAUACUUAGUUGAUGAGAAAGGUGCUGAUUUUAAGGUUAAGGACAAUGAUGGCUGGACUCCUUUACACUUUGCUGUUUACAGUGGUCACUUAGAUAUAGUUAAAUACUUAAUUGAUACAAAAGGUGCUUAUUUUAAUGUUCAGGAUGCAGGUGAUUUCCAUGGUUGGACUCCUUUACACAGGGUUGCUGAUAAUGGUCACUUAGAUGUAGUUAAAUACUUAGUUGAUGAGAAAGGUGCUGAUUUUAAUGUUAAGGACAAUGAUGGCAUGACACCUUUACACGUUGCUGCUUCUGGUGGUCACUUAGAUAUAGUAAAAUAUCUUAUAGGGGAAGGCGUUGAUGUAAAUGCUGAGAAUAAAGUCCGGAAUACUCCAUUACAUAUGACUGCUUGGAGGGGUCACUUAGAUACAGUUAAAUACCUUGUAGAAAAAGGAGCUGAUAUUAAUGCUAAAAAUAAAUAUAAUGAAACACCUUUAGGUUUAGCAGGAACACAUGAUGUAGUUAAAUAUCUACAAGGACUAGGUGCUAGUCGUAGCCGCCGUUCUGUAACAGGAAACCAACAAGGAAAAUUAUCAUUAUUAAUAAAUGAUAGAGUUAUGAAUUGGAUUAAAGGUUCUACAGAAUCUCCAGCUUUACUUACUUCUAAGGAGCGUAGCACUAAUCAUGACAAUACUAUUACGUUUGCACCAGAGAUAAAUGCUACUGUAAUAAACAACGCACUGCUGUUAGGUAUGUUUGCUGCUAGUGUAUUCAAUAAAACACAAAGUAAGCAACAACCAACUCAAGAGAACCUUUUGUCGCCAGCUCAACAAUCGAUGUUGAAGAAUGGAGUUGAUGAGUAUGCAAUUAAAAAAGCUAUAGAAGAGGGCGAGAAGAAGUAUGGGGUUUCACCUGCUACUUAUAUUGAUAAUGUAUCGCUUCAUAGCAAUGAAACUGGGUUACAGAAGUAG